CAUUAUAAAUGACUGGUUCUUAAUAUCUCUUAGAUAAUUUAAGAAAUAUGAGUAUAGGAAAUAUGGAUUGGGAUUCCUUUGUUUUAAGCUUAGUUACAGUAUUUUAUGGUUUGUUUUUGAGAAGUUCUGUAUCAUUGAAUUCUUAUUCUGGAGCUGGUAAACCACCGAUGUUUGGAGAUUAUGAGGCUCAAAGGCAUUGGAUGGAAAUUACUUAUAAUUUACCAACUGCAGAAUGGUACUGGCAGACUGAGUCUAAUGAUUUGAUGUAUUGGGGUCUUGAUUACCCACCAUUGACUGCAUACCACAGUAAGCUUUGUGGAAUAAUAGCAAAUUUUCUUAAUCCUCGGUGGGUUGCGUUAAAUGUUUCAAGAGGAUUUGAAAGUUAUCAUCAUAAAGUGUUCAUGAGAUAUACAGUUUUAUUUGUUGAUUUACUUAUAUACAUUCCAAGUAUUUUGUACUUCUACUCUGUUACACUAAAAACUGCAACAAAAACAAAAAAGUUUUUUAUGAGUGCAUUGGUAUUGACGUAUCCAGGACUAAUUUUAAUUGACCAUGGUCAUUUUCAAUAUAAUUGCGUGAGUCUUGGUUUUACAUGUUUUGCAGUUGUAGCACUUUUAAAAGAUCGUUAUGAAUUAGGUGCAUCUAUUUUUGUCCUUGCUUUAAAUUAUAAACAAAUGGAAUUAUAUCAUGCACUUCCUUUUUUUUUCUAUUUGCUUGGAAUUUGCUUCCAUCAAUUUUUAUGGAUAAAUAAAGUUUUAAAACUAGCUUCCAUUGGCCUAACAGUAGUAGUGACAUUUAUACUUUGUUGGAUGCCUUUUUUAACUAGUCGUCACUCUAUUUUGCAAGUAUUACACAGACUGUUUCCAUUUAAUAGAGGCUUGUAUGAAGAUAAGGUGGCAAACUUUUGGUGUAGUUUAUCUGUGAUUUACAAAAUGAAAAAUGUUUUUGACCAACAACAAAUUUUGAAAAUAUGCUUAAUUUCAACAUUACUGGCAUGUAUUCCCUCAUCAUUAAAUCUCUUAUGCUAUCCUACUAAAAAGAAAUUUCUAUAUAGCAUGGUAAAUUGCUCUUUGGCUUUUUUUCUGUUUUCAUUUCAAGUCCAUGAAAAGUCUAUACUUAUUAUUGCAUUACCAGUAUGCUUGUUAUUGCUAGACUGUCCUUUAGUUUCUGUGUGGUUUCUAGUAAUCUCAACUAUUAGUAUGUACCCACUUCUUGAAAGAGAUGGACAAUCCUUUUCAUAUUUUACACUUUUGAUACUGUUUAUUGCUAUUUCUUUAUGUACUAUGGAUUAUUCUGAGUAUCACAUUUUAGUCAAGUUAAUUGUUGGCUCAUCUUUUUUUGGAGCUUUCAUUCUGCAUUUAUUACCAAUCUUUAUCGAGGCUCCUAAAAAGCUUCCAGAUCUUUAUGCAUUACUGUUCUCAGUUUACUGUUGCAUGCAUUUUUUAAUUAUGUUGGUGUACUUUAACUACAAACAAUGGAAAUGCAGUGAAAAUGAUGUUUCUGCUGAUAAUUUGUUUAUUUCGAAAAAAAUAAAAAAUAAUUAAUAUUA
This is a messenger RNA of Hydra vulgaris (swiftwater hydra), 1549 nucleotides long. Its product is annotated as dolichyl pyrophosphate Man9GlcNAc2 alpha-1,3-glucosyltransferase. NCBI's taxonomy places the organism in Eukaryota, Metazoa, Cnidaria, Hydrozoa, Anthoathecata, Hydridae. Gene Ontology annotation, molecular function: dolichyl pyrophosphate Man9GlcNAc2 alpha-1,3-glucosyltransferase activity; L-amino acid transmembrane transporter activity. Gene Ontology annotation, cellular component: endoplasmic reticulum membrane. The record is from RefSeq and is a predicted model, not a curated record. Gene Ontology annotation, biological process: protein N-linked glycosylation; amino acid transmembrane transport.